AAUAAUGAUCGAGCUACAUGCCCAACGGCAGUAGUUACAAAUUUUACGGUUCUUAGACGCUGUUGUAAAUUUACUCAGCGCUUGCACUCGUGUGGUUUAGUUAAAACACCAAUAAAAUGUUGGAUAUUGAAGUUGUCCCCGAGUUAGGGAUUCGUCAUAAACUUUGGGAGUUCGUUCUUGGGAUGCCCAUCCAACAAAUGAUUGACAUUCUACGAAAACAAGACCAUACGAUUAAAAAUGUCGAUUUUUGGUAUAGUGACAAGGAUCCUUUCAGCAUGAAUUUGGUAUUGGUGUUACCUGAUGAUGGUGUCAAGUUUCACUUUGACCCAUUUUUACAAAGACUAAGGGUUGGUAUCCCUGUUUCCUAAUUUUGCAUAGAUCAUCGAAGUUUUUGAUUUGUCUUCCAUCACAUUACGGUCACAGUAUUUUAAUAGUCCAUCUAUCUUGCCAACAAUGCAGGAGGUUUUAAGAAUAUUCGGAUCCACAAAACCUCUGGCUCCAGCGGAAUCAGAUGGUGACUACCAACUAACUUAUCGAGGUAUUACCUUCAUAUUGAGAAGGUUCUCUACUGGAAGUCGUGAAUCGAUUGAUUCCAAGUCUGAUCUGCUUGCUACACGACUGCUUAUUUAUCUGGGUAGUAAUUUAGCAGAAGCUAAAGUCCCAGUUGAAUUACCUAGUGCAUGCUAUUUACAAAAUGUUUUUCUUGAAAGACUCGAAGUCAACAGAUCAGUCAAUUCUACCACAGACCUAACAUUACACCUUGUUGCUCAAGAUUUAAACGUGAAUCCAAAUCGUGAACCUCAAAUCCGUCGGUUUACUCGCUCUUUAACUUUUGGAGAUUCUGUUCAGGAUGUACUUUCAGCUUUAGGUUCUCCAAGUCGUGUAUUCUAUAAAACGGAAGAUAAAAUGAAAAUUCAUCUUCCUCAAUCUCAUCGACUUGUGCAACCUAGAAAAUCGGAUUAUUUUUUCAAUUAUUUUCCACUUGGCUUAGAUAUAUUAUUUGAUGCCCAAACACAUGAAGUAAUGAAAUUUGUUUUGCAUACAAAUCAACCAGGAGAGUAUACAUUUAACACGUACGUGUUUCUAUUGCCUUUUCUCAGAAAAAAAGAGAAAAACAAUUACUGGGCAUUGUGCAAAUAAUUUCCUGAGGGUAGUGUGUAAUUUUGGUAUUUAGUUAAGUUUAAUUAAAUCAAUGUCUUCGAAUAAUGUCGCAAACAUUUAUUUAUUUGAACACAUAAAUAUUGGUACAAAGGGGCACAGAAUACAUAUGCGCCACGGAAGUCACUUGAUUUGUGUGCGGGCUGUGAUACUGCACGGGUGCCCAGACUGAAGUAGGUGGUUUUCUUAGGGGGCCACACCCGGAGCCUUCAACCCGAAGGUUUAAUCCACAAAGCAGUGUAGCAAUGUCAGGAAAUACAGUUCCAUUGUAACCGGUGACCAACGAUAGGUUCAUACUCCAUCUGUUUCCUCAGGAUCCUGUAUCCGAUUUGCACUAUUAGUUUUGAAUCAGUGUUUUUCGACUCCCCUAAGUGGACACGAAGGGCCUACCAAUCUAGUUUAAGCGCUGUCCUCUCGAGUUCGUAAACAUUACCUCCGCCGCGAGAAGGCAGUGUAUAGGACUUCCGUGGUAGUCGCUGUAUACGCGUUGUCAUGUAAGAGCAUUUCGAGAGGUAGAGCUGACUCUCUCAACUCUCGGCCGUACCUGGUUCUUUGGGGGCUGUCGCAUACAAUUACUAUUCAACUGUACGCUACUUUUAGUCCUCAUUUACCUAUUUUCUUUCAUUUAUAGAACAACGGUACAAGUAUUUAACAUUUCUAACAUCGUCAACUAUAUCAAGAUAUUCUUGUUAAGGUAAUAAAUGAUAAAAUGAUAUAUUUGGGCAAGCCUGAUAGUUAGGCAAUAAUUUCCAUUGGCGAAUGAAUCGCUUUUAAUUACUAAAUCAUCCAAUCGUUUAUUUGUUAAAUGAAUUCUAAUUCUAAUUGUUUUUGUGUAGAAUACUUCGUACAUAAGCGUGUUAUUUUAUUAGAUGAAAAACCUAUCGUACUAGGCAGCUGUUUUCUAAUGUCAAUUCGAUUUGAGACUUACAUGUAUAAUCCAGUCUCGUGAGCAGUUAUCAUUUCGCACAUUAUGUCGUUGCUCAUUAUCAUUUAAUCAAAACCUUUUUUUUCUUUAAUCGUUAAGAAUCAUAAAAGGUCUAAUUUAUAACAUAUAUGUUAUUUUGUCCUUUUAGGGCUUAAACUGACGCAAAUCUAGAACCUUUUAUCUUAGCUACUAAAGUAUUCAUGUCUUUAUUUAACUUUGAUUCUUCAUAUAUAGUUACUCUUUUUUUUACUGUAAAUCUCUACCUUAUUUUAGAGGUACAAUGUAAUUUUUACACAGCUAUCUCUUUACUCUCAUAGAUAUUAUCGAUGUCUUUUUGAAAUACCAAUUCCUAUUGUAAAAUCAUCUAAAGAGAAUACAAAUACUGAAACUGAUGAAACAUAUAAUGUAUUAAAUGAAACAAAAUAUUUAGUAACACCAUUCUCAAAGUGGUCUGAUGUUCGACAACAUUUAAUUUCAUCAAUGGAUACUGAACCAGUGGUUAUUUAUAGAGAAUCGAAACCACAACAGAAUCCUUUUGGUCCAACACAUGCGUAUGGUUAUCAGGAUAUUAUAUUUGAGAUUAUUCCAACCAGUGAAUGUAUAGCAUCAGUAACAUUAUAUACUCCAAUUCAUCUAUCUAAAACCUAGUUAUCAAGUAUCCAAUUAACAACAACAACAAACAAUAUGCUAAACAUUAGCCAACAGAAAAAAACCCAUUUCAAAUUAUAAUUAUUUUCUCUUUAAAUAACUGCUAAUUAAUUUGUUGUUCUAGUUUAUGUAUUAUUUUCCCUUUUCUUCAAAAGAGAAUCUAUAAUAUCUACAGAAUUCUUAUCCCAAUAUUCUUCCAUAACUUGUAAUUAAUCAAAACCAUUAUUUCAUAAUAAAACAUCCACUUUGUAACUGUUCAUUACAUAUAAUAAUG
Schistosoma haematobium is the source of this 3005-nucleotide messenger RNA. RefSeq lists its product as uncharacterized. The record is from RefSeq and is a predicted model, not a curated record. Gene Ontology annotation, cellular component: trans-Golgi network. NCBI's taxonomy places the organism in Eukaryota, Metazoa, Platyhelminthes, Trematoda, Strigeidida, Schistosomatidae. Gene Ontology annotation, biological process: Golgi to plasma membrane protein transport. The coding region runs from base 454 to 1140 and encodes 228 amino acids. The transcript is spliced from 8 exons.